Molecule: messenger RNA, 5394 nt
Organism: Orbicella faveolata
Lineage: Eukaryota; Metazoa; Cnidaria; Anthozoa; Scleractinia; Merulinidae
Biological process (GO): glycosaminoglycan metabolic process; carbohydrate metabolic process
Cellular component (GO): membrane
Molecular function (GO): beta-N-acetylhexosaminidase activity; polysaccharide binding
Source: RefSeq, a predicted model, not a curated record
GCUUCCCUAGACAACAUGGCGUCUAGUUUGGAUUUACGUUUUGACGUCGUAUCAAACAUAGGGGGAAGUUGCUCGGUCCGUGUGACGUUAACCAAUAAAGGUCGCUCUGCUAUAAGUCCAAGCGACUGGAAAAUCUAUUUCAACGCAAUACGAGAGAUGCGUCAAAAUAUUGAUCCUUUUGGAUCGUCAAACUCGAAAAUGACCGUGCUUCACAUAAACGGUUAUCUUUACGAGCUGACGCCAACUCAGUACUUUCCAAACCUACUCCCUGAUAACAAAGUUGAAGUUGACCUCAGCGCUUCGGGCGUGAUCGUUGCCAAGACUGACGUCAUGCCAAACUGGUAUGUGGUCGUGAGUGGUUUGGAACCGAGGAUCCUGGAAAGCACCAAAGGAGAGAGUUUGAAUUUCGUUGGAUCAUUUAAUUCAGCCUCCAAAUGGAAGCGCUCUGCACAAGAUUUGUAUGAUCCUUUCACUCCAGAAAAACGCUUCGAGAUCAAUGACAUUGCAGACCUCAAAAGACCGGCACAUCUUAUUAUACCGACUCCACUGGUUUUGAAAUAUCUAAGCAAGUCCCAAAGAGUGGAUUUGAAUGAUGGAAAGUGGAGUAUUUUCGCUGACAGAUGUUUGGAUAAGGAAGCUCAAUUUCUGGCAGGUAUGUGUUUUAGAAAUGUGUUACACUGUCUAGGGGCAGGGCUUAUAGUAUCUGUAACUCAUAAGAUGAGUAAUUUUCCGGGACUUUGUGGUAGUUGUCCGUCAAAUAUAUUAUCUGGUUGCUUGUCUUUCUGUAGAAAACUCAAGAUACGACGAAACAGAAUUGGAAAACCGUCACGCAAGGUUAUUGAAUUGAAGAUUGGUACCAUUGAUAUAAAAGACAAGAAACGUGACAGCGAUGAAGCAUACAGCAUGAUGGUUGAUCCUUCGAAAGAAGUCGUUAAGAUUGUUGGUAAAACUCCGACAGGGGUGUUCUGGGGAGUCCAAUCAUUCCUGAGUAUCGUGAGCGAGGGUAAGGCACCCUGGGUCACCGUGAAGGACGCUCCGAGGUACGAGUAUCGAGGACUGAGCAUCGAUGUUGCUAGGAACUUCCUCCCCAAGAAGGAGGUGAUGAAGAUUCUGGAUGGGAUGGCAAUGUUCAAGAUGAACAAACUUCAUCUUCAUUUAACCGAUGACGAAGGAUGGAGACUGGAGAUUCCUGGAUUACCACAGCUUACAGAAGUUGCAUCACAGAGAUGCCAUGAUCUAAAAGAAAUACGUUGUCUAGAGCCUCAACUAGGAUCAGGUCCCUUCACCAACACGUCUGGCAGUGGUCACUAUACUGUCAAGGAUUACCAAGAACUCUUGAAGUACGCAAGAGCACGACACAUUGAAAUCAUCCCAGAGUUUGACCUCCCUGGUCAUUCACACGCCGCCAUCAAAGCCAUGGAGGCAAGGUACAAAAGGUACCGCGACAUGGGCCAAAAUGACAGUGGGCUGAGGUUCUACUUGAACGACUUAGAGGACCAAUCUAGUUACCAAUCAGGACAAUUUUUCUUCAAUAAUUCUGUUAACCCAUGUAUUGAGACAUCUUACCGCUUCGUGGAAAAGCUGGUACACGAAGUGCAAGCUAUGCACAAAGGGAUUCAACCACUGAAAGUCAUCCAUUUUGGAGGUGAUGAAGUUCCACUGGGCGCAUGGAGCCUGUCUCCCGCCUGCGAAAGGUUAUCCAAGAAAAUCAAGUCUGGUUAUCCGGACUGGAAGGCGUUUUUUAUUCGGCGUGUCGCUGAAAUUGUUGAAAAAUACGGUGUCCAUUUGGGACUGUGGGAAGAUGGAUUAAUGGAUCAUACACACACGCCUAUAAUAAGGGAGAAACUGGGCACUGAUGUGUUUUACGGUUACGCCUGGGGAAGUACAGUGAAUCUUGGUUACAGACUAGCAAAUGACGGAUACAAGGUAAUAAUGACUCAGGCGUCCCAUCUGUAUUUUGAUCAUCCAUACGAGCCGGAUCCAGAAGAAAGAGGUUUAUACUGGGCCACACGAUACACAGACACUCGGAAGGCAUUUGGCUUCAUGCCUGAGCAUUUGUAUGACAGCAUAGAGACUAACGGGGAUGGCAGGGCGAUCGCUGAUUACUGUACUGAAGCUGGAGACUGUGUUUCACCGCAAAAACUUGACAAUAUUAUCGGCUUAGCCGGCGCCAUCUGGUCAGAAACAAUAAGGACUCCCGCUCAGUUCCAGUCCAUGAUAUUUCCAAGACUUCUUGCAGUGGCCGAGAGAGCCUGGCAUGAAGACGCUUGGGAAAAUGAGAGAAAUAAAUUGAGCAGAAACAAAAUGAAGGAGGAAAGCUGGACAAAGUUUGCUAACACUCUGGGGCACAAGGAUCUAGCUCGCCUGGACAAACUGGGUAUAGCUUAUCAUAUUCCUCUUCCGGGAGCCAGAAUUAUCAAUGGAGUUCUCGUUACAAAUAUAGCAUUUCCCGGUCUCACUGUUGAAUGUAGUAUUGACGGCGGCCGAAGUUGGUUUGAUCCUAACAAGGCAACCGUCAUCAGUGGUAAAUUACUUUUACGCACCAGGCUUUUGCUAAUAUUUGCCAAACGUUUGUGGCAGAGAACUUUUGUUAUUUCCUGGUAUCUCCUUGCCCCAGUCCUGAUACGCGGAAUUGAGCAAAGUGAUAUCAACUACAUGGUCUCGAAUCUGAAGGUUCGAUAUGACGUCAUUGACAAUCUCCAAACAUCUUUGAAGGACGAGAGAAAAACGUUUAGUGCCCAGAUCACUUUAACAAACGAGGGAGAGGUCGAUAUUACAGCAGGGGACUGGGCACUAUACCUUUGCUCUAUCCGUAUGAUAGAGGAAGAGUACACGGCUCAUAAUCCCCAGGGAUUUGAUCUCCCUGGGGGACAGGGCAUUACUGUUACUCACAUCAACGGAUGCUUGUUCAAGUUUGCGCCUAACAAAGACUUCCAAACGAUGAAACACAACGACAGCCUCAUUCUAGCGUUUAAUGCCUCGUUCUGGUGCGUGUCUAAAACGGACGUCAUGCCAAACUGGUAUAUAGCCGCUGACGGUUUGCAGGCUCGGACCAUAAUAAGCACUGCUGGAGAGAAGCUUAGCUUUGUGGGACCGUUUGAAACUUCCAAGAAAUGGAAACGUUUUCCAAGCGACUUAUACAAUCCCUACACACCAAAAAAGCGCUUAGAACUUGGUUUAGUGAAGGAUCUUAAAAGCGCACCGAAUAUUGUGAUUCCUACCCCUGUGGAGGUGGAACGAGAUGAUACAAAAAGAAAAGCUUACUUUGGAACUGGAGACUGGAUCGUUGUGGCGCCAAAAGAGCUGGAUACAGAGGCAAAAUAUUUAGCCAAGAAACUAGGAAUAAACGAGGUAACAACUGGUGCCAGCAGACGUCUUUUUCGAAUUAUCUUACUGACAAUUAGCAGUGUCACCAUCCGAAAUAAACACACCACCAACACCGAGGCUUAUAAACUGGAUGUUAACACCGACAAGAUGAUCAUUCAACUAACGGGAGUGACGGCAGUUGGAGUGUUCUGGGGUGUGCAGACAUUAUUAAGCAUCACGCACGAAGGACAAGUCCCCAAUAUUAUAAUCCACGAUGAACCGAGAUUUGAAUACCGCGGAAUGAGCGUAGAUGUCGCCCGCAACUUUGUUGACAAGAAGGAAGUUUUCAAACUACUUGAGGUCAUGGCGAUGUACAAGCUUAACAAGUUACAUUUUCAUUUAACGGAUGACGAAGGAUGGCGGUUGGAAAUACCUGGUCUGCAGGAAUUAACUGAGAUUGGCGGCAAGCGAUGCCACGAUCCUCGUGAAAGAGUUUGUAUUGCGUCGCAACUCGGUUCUGGUCCAUUCACUGGGAAUUCAGGAUCUGGCUUCUAUACUACGAACGAUUAUCGCGAGAUCUUACAGUACGCUCAAGAAAGGCACAUCCAAGUUAUCCCAGAGUUUGACAUGCCUGGCCACGCCCAUGCCGCCAUAAAAGCCAUGGACGCAAAGUUUGAAAAUUUGUCGUCCAAAGGCUACCUAAAAGAGGCUGAAAUGUACCACCUUUCGGAUAAGAACGACGAAUCAAAGUAUCUAAGUGCUCAAAACUUCAAAGACAACUCCAUCAAUCCAUGCCUAGAGUCCACUUAUAACUUCAUUGAAAAGGUCGUCACCAGUGUCCAGAAUCUACACAGUGGUAUCCAGCCUCUUGUGAUCUUUCACUUCGGUGGAGAUGAAGUUCCACUUGGGGCCUGGACCGGGUCACCCGAGUGCAAAGGAUUGGCAAAGAAACUGGGACUCGAUUUUACCGGUAAACAUAUUGUCAAAGAGCUCACGGAAUAUUUUGUUGGUCGUGUUUCUAAUAUCACGAAUCAGCACGGGCUUGAUCUUGCUGCUUGGGAGGACGGACUCAUGGGAAUUGAAGAGGAACCUUACUUACGCAACAAACUCUUCAACAAAAAUAUUUAUUCCAACGCUUGGGAUAAUGUGUGGGAGCUUGGAGAGGCAAACAGGGGGUAUAAGCUGGCAAAUGCUGGCUACAAGGUUGUGAUGACCCAAGCGACUCACUUAUUUUUUGAUCACCCAUACGAGCCUGACCCGGAGGAGCGCGGUUAUUACUGGGCAACAAGAUUCACCAACACCGAAAAAACUUUUGGUUUCAUGCCUGACAAUCUUUAUGCUAACGCUGAUGUUAAGAGAAAUGGAGAGCCGAUCACGAACUUGUGUGAGAAUAUGUACAAGAAUAAAUGUGUAUCCUUGAAAAAGCCCGAAAAUAUCGCAGGCAUGUCGGGAGCAUUUUGGAGUGAGACUGUGAGAACUCCUGAACAGCUACACUCGCUCAUUUACCCCCGCCUGCUUGCUCUGGCCGAGAGGGCAUGGCACAAGGCUGAGUGGGAGAAAGUCACUGACAAAACCGCGAGAGACAGGGCCCAAGUCGAGGACUGGGAACGAUUCUCCAACACACUGGGAUACAAAGAGCUUGCACGUUUAGACAAGCAAAAUAUUAAGUACCAUCUACCACCUCCAGGGGCAAUAGUUACGGACGGCAGGCUCAAGGUCAGUGCCAUCAUUCCAGGACUUAGAGUCCAAUACACCACGGACAAUGGACACACCUGGCGUGAUGUCAGCGACGAAACCCUUGUGUCACAGAGCAUAAAGAUUGGCACGAGGUCAGCGGAUCGCCGUCGUAUGAGCAGACUCGUAGAGAUCAAAUUUCAAGAGAAAAUCACAAGAUCCAGCCGCGCGAGCCUGGUUCUGAACGUGGAAUUCUGUCUCCUGUUCCUUACGUCACUGAUGCUUUCAUGGCUUUAAAUUGAUUAUAGAGAGUGCGAACAUUUCAACGUCAAUCAGUUACGGGAAUUUUUAUGUGAAAUUUGUAUUUACCGUAUGCUUUUUACUUCAAUAGAUGAUUAAAUUGAUGAAACAAUG